Molecule: messenger RNA, 909 nt
Organism: Macrosiphum euphorbiae (potato aphid)
Lineage: Eukaryota; Metazoa; Arthropoda; Insecta; Hemiptera; Aphididae
Source: the annotation of a GenBank genome assembly
AUGGACAAGACAGCCGUGUUCAAAGCGUAUGUCAAAACUAUCAAAACGAGAAACAGGGCAUUUGGGUCCCCAGCACCGCCACAAGUGGAUAUUCUGAAGCAACGUAAGCCACGUAGAGACGAAUUUUCUCGUAGGGCCAAGGAUAUCGUCAACGAUCUAGUCAAGCUGACAGACUUCUUGAACCGGCACUUUAAGGACUAUAUCGACGUCCAGGCAUUCAAUCAGCAGACCACGCUAACAGACGCGGACCGUGACAAAAUCGAUAUUGGCGCGCAGCACAUCAUCAAAACGUGCGGUCAACAGUUGAUCGUGCUCAAAAAGAGUCUGACAGGCGAUUGCAGUCAAAUUGACGAUCAUAGACGGCAGAUCAUACGCUAUGUCGAAUGGCGGCAAAAAUCCGUUACCAAGUUGUUUGCAGAGAUCAAAGCAACUCGAGCCCAAAGGUGUUUAGAGUAUGAAAACGUUUCAAAGUUGAGCAACUUGACCCACGGUUUUGAACCCCCAAAAGAAACCAAUAACGCGGCCGCUGUUGAGUAUGAAGCUGCUGACCGACAGUAUGCAGCUCAACUGGAUGAUGAAUUGUCACCAGAAGAAUUGCAAAUGUUCGAAGCCGAAAAUAUAGAAAUGUACAAUGAAUUAAAUCAAUUAUCAAAUGAAGUGAGGAAUAUAGAGUCCAAGGCUGUACGAAUCGCUGAGUUACAAGAGUUGUUUACUGAAAAAAUAUUAGAACAAGAUCAGGAUCUCGAGAGGAUAGACACAAUCGCAGUUAAUACUACUGAGAACAUUAUUGAUGCUAACACUGAAAUAAGAUCAGCAAUACAAACCAACGCUGGUCUUAGAGUGUAUAUAUUAUUCUUUAUAUUAGUACUUUCAUUUACCUUACUAUUUUUGGAUUGGUACAAUGAUUAA